UAAUAUCAUCAAGUCCCAACAACUAUUCUACUUACCUUUUCUCUUAAUCCAAAUAUCAUCAUCUGAAACGAUGGCUGCCAUGGCAACCACAACCCUCUCUUCAAACCCGAAACUCUCAUUUUUCCACGGAAAGCCCGUUACAUAUUCUUCCCGCGUCGCACCCACCACCAAGUUAUUCUCAUCCAAACAAGGCACAAUCUCCAUGUCCCUAACCCAACCCCCAUACGACCUCCAAUCCUUCAAAUUCCAACCCAUCAAAGAAUCCAUCGUCUCACGCGAAAUGACACGCCGCUACAUGACCGACAUGAUAACCUACGCCGACACCGACGUCGUAAUCGUCGGAGCCGGCUCGGCGGGGCUCUCCUGUGCGUACGAGAUCAGCAAGAACCCCGCCGUGAGCGUCGCCAUAAUCGAGCAGUCCGUGAGCCCCGGCGGCGGCGCGUGGCUCGGCGGACAACUCUUCUCCGCCAUGGUGGUUCGCAAGCCGGCGCACCUCUUCCUGGACGAGCUCGGCGUGGCGUACGACGAGCAAGAGGACUACGUUGUGAUAAAGCACGCGGCUUUGUUCACGUCCACCAUCAUGAGCAGGCUUCUAGCGAGGCCCAACGUGAAGCUCUUCAACGCGGUGGCGGCGGAGGACUUGAUCGUGAAGGAAGGGAGGGUUGCAGGGGUUGUGACCAACUGGGCUCUGGUUUCGAUGAACCAUGACACGCAGUCUUGCAUGGACCCCAACGUGAUGGAGGCUAAGGUUGUUGUGAGCUCUUGUGGGCACGAUGGACCUUUUGGCGCCACCGGGGUUAAGAGGUUGAAGAGUAUUGGCAUGAUUGAUAGCGUUCCUGGAAUGAAGGCUUUGGAUAUGAAUGCUGCAGAGGAUGCUAUUGUGAGGCUCACGAGGGAGAUUGUGCCCGGCAUGAUUGUCACCGGCAUGGAGGUGGCAGAAAUUGAUGGCUCCCCAAGGAUGGGUCCGACGUUUGGGGCGAUGAUGAUAUCAGGGCAGAAGGCGGCUCAUUUGGCGUUGAAGGCGUUGGGGAGGAACAAUGCAAUUGAUGGAACGUGUGGAGUUGGAAGGGAAGAACCCCAGCUUAUUUUCGCUUCUGCAGACACUGAGGAAAUUGUUGAUGCUUAAACUUACUUGCAAAUUAGCUAGAUAUAUAGCUUUUCUUUUCUUUCUGUUUGGUCCCUACUUAAUUAUGAUUUUAAUUUUGGAAUAAAUGAACAACAUGUGAAUUAUGAAGGAGACAAUACUUGUUGUUACAUUGUAUCUGGACAGCACGUGCCACGUAUAGCAGAGGAAACCAUAUAUUAUCAAGGAUGGGAGAGAUAGACGCCACUUAAUUUUUUUCAUCUAUUCUCAAUCGAUGAAAAGUGACCAGUAUAUUUCUUUCUAUAAGGUAUCUGCUUGUCUACGGGAUAGUAUCCACUCAAUUGUUAUGUAAAUUGUAAGAAAGUGACGUUAAUAAAGGCUAUGUUAACAUA
This is a messenger RNA of Glycine soja, 1476 nucleotides long. RefSeq names its product thiamine thiazole synthase 2, chloroplastic-like. NCBI's taxonomy places the organism in Eukaryota, Viridiplantae, Streptophyta, Magnoliopsida, Fabales, Fabaceae. The transcript is spliced from 2 exons. The coding region runs from base 71 to 1126 and encodes 351 amino acids. Gene Ontology annotation, biological process: thiamine biosynthetic process. The record is from RefSeq and is a predicted model, not a curated record.